CCCAAAGUUUAGACCCGACUGGAGCAAAAGUUUUUUCUAGAAAGUGAGCUGCGGAGAUUUGUUGUACGAACUAUGAAUCUUUCCUGUAAGAAUAUACACUAACAGCUUCAACUUGGCUGAACAAGAAGGACCUAUCAAGCCAAGCGUUUGUUGCCUUUUUCGUCUUUUGUGGCUGCGUCUGCUUUUUUCUUUUUUUUUGGAAAAGUUGGGCCGGGACGACAACACAGAUUCCAGUGUGGAGUAGAUAUGCGCUUUGUUACAUUCACAAGUAUGCCAGCAAGAAACAACAGGAAAGCGCUGUCUUUCACUGCAGAUUUCGACAGCUAACACACUUUGGAAAAAAAAAAAAAACACCCGACUGUUAAACUUUAGAAUGACUCGGGGUAACUUUUACUGAGUGUCGUCAAUAUUUCCUGCAGUGUUAAAGAAAAAAAAAAAGUUUGGGAUUGGCUCAAACUUGUUUUUUGUGAGUUUCUCAACGCGACUUUUUAGGACACAUAAAGUUUGCCGACUGCUUUGGGAGAAUGGAUCCGAGCCAGCACAACCCUCCUGCCGGACACCAGAUCGUCCAUGUACGGGGCGACUCUGAGACCGACCUGGAGGCUCUCUUUAACGCCGUGAUGAACCCGAAAAACACUAUCGUGCCCCCAUGUGUGCCCAUGAGGAUGAGGAAACUGCCAGACUCCUUCUUCAAACCCCCUGAACCAAAGUCCCAUUCCAGACAAGCCAGCACUGACGCUGGGAGCGGAGGAGUUCUCACCCCCCACCAUGUCCGUGCACACUCGUCCCCGGCCUCCCUGCAGUUGGGAGUUGUUGGCGGUGGCUCCAUGUCUGGCAUGCCCCCUCCAGGUGCUUCCCCUCAACAUCUCCGUCAGUCUUCCUAUGAGAUUCCUGAUGACGUGCCUCUGCCCCCAGGGUGGGAGAUGGCCAAAACAGGCUCUGGCCAGCGAUACUUCCUCAACCACAUUGAUCAAACCACCACUUGGCAGGAUCCUCGCAAGGCCCUGCUCCAGAUGAACCAGGCUGCACCCCCCAGCUCUGUGCCAGUCCAGCAGCAGAACAUUAUGAACCCAGCCAGUGGUCCUCUCCCUGAGGCCUGGGAACAAGCUAUUACAUCAGAGGGAGAAAUUUACUACAUCAACCACAAGAACAAGAGCACAUCCUGGCUUGACCCACGACUUGACCCGCGCUUCGGCUUGAACCAGCAGAGGAUCACUCAGAGCGCUCCAGUGAAGCAGGGAGGACCGCAACCCCCACAAUUCAUGGGAGGCAACAACCAGAUGAGACUGCAGCAGAUCGAGAAGGAGAGGAUGAGACUGAAGCAACAGGAGCUGCUUCGGCAGAGACCACAGGAGCUGGCCAUAAGGAACCAGCUGCCCACCAGUAUGGAUCAAGAUGGCAUUACAAACCCUGUGUCCUCCCCUAUGGCCCAAGAUGCCCGCAUCAUGACUGCCAACAGCUCCGACCCAUUCCUCAACAGUGGGACCUAUCACUCCAGGGAUGAGAGCACAGACAGCGGCUUGAGUAUGAGCAGUUACAGCGUCCCUCGCACUCCAGACGACUUCCUCAACAGUGUGGAUGAGAUGGACACAGGAGAUUCUCUUCCACCCUCCAUGGCAUCACAGCCCAGCCGCUUCCCCGACUACCUGGACGCCAUCCCGGGUACAGACGUGGACCUGGGCACCCUUGAGAGUGAGAGCAUGGCGGUGGAGGGCGAGGAGCUGAUGCCCAGUCUCCAGGAGGCGCUGAGCUCUGACAUCCUCAAUGACAUGGAGACAGUGCUGGCAGCUACCAAGAUCGACAAGGAGAGCUUCCUCACGUGGUUAUAGAAGAUCACACACUCCUCUCCUCACACUCUGAACUGCUGCCUGCUCUGAUCUGUGAAGGAGCCAUAGAUGCUUUUACAAGACGUUUCAGCGAGCCUCUCUGAACUUCUGUCUCGGCGUGUAAAGCCAACCUAUUUUGAGGCAGUAUUGUUCUUUUCUUUUCACUGGUGUGUUAUCUCUUUUAUUUUGUCUGUGUCUUCAAGGCUGGCCCAUGAACAGACAAUAACGCAAGGGUCCCCAAAAUCAUUCACAGAUCUGUCAAUGAAUCUAGGGCAUCUUUACCUUCCUCCUUGUCUCUCCUCCUCAUGGCUGAGCUGGGCAGGUGCAUGAACUCUUCUGCAAGAACUGCUGACAUCAGUUAUCACCUGGACUCUAUGGUGCCUCUUUUCUUGCAAUAUAGCAUGAAUCAGAACUACUUAACUGCGUUUGGGACUAUUGCAUCUAGCUUAAGUAGCUUUAUAUUUGGCCUUGUACAUUUUUAUUCUUGUGUUUGUUUGUUUUUAACGAGCCUGAGAAACCAAAAAUGAUGUAUUCGAAGCAUAUGGAACAAUACUGAUUUGGAGUAAAGGUAAUGUUAGUCCCAGUUUGAGCAUGUUGGCUUGCUGUGGG
This is a messenger RNA of Notothenia coriiceps (black rockcod), 2435 nucleotides long. It is a transcript of the gene yap1, whose product is annotated as Yes1 associated transcriptional regulator. The coding region runs from base 525 to 1829 and encodes 434 amino acids. Gene Ontology annotation, cellular component: cytoplasm; nucleus. NCBI's taxonomy places the organism in Eukaryota, Metazoa, Chordata, Actinopteri, Perciformes, Nototheniidae. Gene Ontology annotation, biological process: hippo signaling; positive regulation of transcription by RNA polymerase II. The transcript is spliced from 8 exons. Gene Ontology annotation, molecular function: protein binding; transcription coactivator activity. The record is from RefSeq and is a predicted model, not a curated record.